Aspergillus ochraceoroseus IBT 24754 is the source of this 2181-nucleotide messenger RNA. RefSeq names its product putative membrane bound cation transporter. Bases 1 to 2181 code for a protein of 726 amino acids. Gene Ontology annotation, biological process: calcium ion transmembrane transport; intracellular calcium ion homeostasis. Gene Ontology annotation, cellular component: fungal-type vacuole membrane. The transcript has 10 exons. NCBI's taxonomy places the organism in Eukaryota, Fungi, Ascomycota, Eurotiomycetes, Eurotiales, Aspergillaceae. The record is from RefSeq and is a predicted model, not a curated record. Gene Ontology annotation, molecular function: calcium:proton antiporter activity.
AUGCACCGUAUUCACUCGUGGGCGAAAGCUCACGCGUUUAGUGGAAAUUCACAACCUCAACCUCAAGCUGCAGCAAAGCCUCAACCCACCCGAGAGUUGGCGCAAGCAUCAACUCGCCAAAAUGGUCAAGUGAAUAAAGAAGCUGGCAACUCGGCCAGCCCGGAGUUGCCAACAGAUGCAGAAACUCAGAAACGGGGACUUAUCCCUCGUGCUAAGGAUGGAACCAUCCGCUUCCUCAGACACACCAAGAAUGCGCUCUGCCAUAGUUGGGUCAAUGUCCUGCUGGUUUUCGUACCUAUCGGCAUUGCUGUGGAAGCUGUUGGACUAAACCCUGCCGUAGUCUUUGCCAUGAACGCAGUGGCGAUCAUUCCUUUGGCUGGAUUGCUCAGCCAUGCUACUGAAUCGGUCGCCAGCCGUCUGGGAGAUACGGUUGGAGCACUACUGAAUGUCACCUUCGGUAACGCAGUAGAGCUGAUUAUUUUCAUUAUUGCCCUUGUCAAGAAUGAGAUUCGAAUCGUCCAGGCUUCCCUUUUGGGAUCUAUUCUUGCAAAUCUUCUUUUGAUUCUCGGAAUGGCCUUCCUCCUUGGAGGUCUUCGUUUUCAAGAACAAGUCUAUAACAGCACCGUCACCCAAAUGAGUGCCUGUCUACUUAGCUUGAGUGUAACUAGCUUGCUUUUGCCGACCGCUUUCCAUGCAUCCUGGUCAGAUAGUACGGAGGCCAACCGGUACACCCUGAAAGUUAGCCGUGGAACAAGUGUGGUCCUACUUCUUGUCUAUGUGUUUUACAUUAUCUUCCAGCUCAAGUCCCACUCAUAUCUCUACGCCAGCGUACCCCAACAGAUCAUCGAUGAGGAAUCUCACCCAGGUGUUCUGGCUGAGUUUAUGAAUUCAUCCGACUCUUCUAGUAGUUCUUCUGAUGAAUCAGACGACACUACAACCUCGUGGACAACGGCCAAGCGCAUCAAGCGAGCUAUGAAGUACCGAAGACACCGCAAAUCGAGCACUAGCUCUCGAGGGACUUCCUCACCCGAGCUGUUUCGAAAGCCGUCUUACGUUGACGUGCCAUCCAUUGCCCAAAGUCGGAAACUGAGCUCUACCAGUGAAUCAGUCCCUAGUCAGCGUGAUGAGACUGGGUCACCUAUUGUCGCGCUUGGCGAGGAUGCUCGAGACAAUGCCGAUAAUGACAACAAUCGCCCAAAUGGGCCUCACUCUAGAGACUUUGGCCACGCAACCAGCAUCAAGUUUGAAGAGAACCAAAGAGAAAAGAAACGUGAUCGGAAGAAGAGAAGAAUGUCUCGCAAGCACGAAACCAAGGAAAGCGCGCUUUCUGAUCCACAGCUAGACCCGGCCCUUCCUGGCCCUGCUAUGGAGCUAGCUGCACCAGGCGGCCGUGUUGAGGGAGAGUCUGAACUUCCACGCAAGUGGUCUUCUCCAUUUCGCCCAAACCUACCGAGCCGUUUACUUUCCAACACCGUGUUCGCUAGCCCUCCACCCGUCAGCGGCACCACGCUAGCUGAUCCAGCAGGCAACUUUGGCAGUCUUCGUCGCACCCAUUCUCUCCCGUCUAUGGCGAACCGUCCUUCUGCCGGAAAUCCUGUUCAGUUCGCCAGGGCCGCUGCCCGCAUACCCAGCACGGUCAACAACAAUGCGCCCCCCGAACAACCCCCAAAGCACGCCGAGCCUGAAAUGUCGCGUACUGCGGCAGUUGUCAUGUUGCUUUUGUCUACUGGUUUAGUGGCAGCUUGCGCUGAAUUUCUUGUCGGUGCCAUUCCUGACAUGACUGCAAGCUCUCCCGUUAGUGAAGCGUUUAUUGGUCUCAUCAUUCUUCCUAUCGUCGGCAACGCCGCUGAGCACGUGACUGCUGUGACUGUGGCCACCAAAAACAAGAUGGACUUGGCUAUUGGUGUGUCGGUUGGAAGUAGUAUUCAAAUCGCCCUCUUUGUCACCCCUCUGGUCGUUAUCUUGGGUUGGUGCAUGGACAAGGAUAUGAGCUUGUACUUCACCUUGUUCGAAACCAUUUCCUUGUUUGUCACGGCCUUUGUCGUCAACUUCCUCAUCUUGGAUGGAAGAUCGAACUACCUGGAGGGAUUGUUACUAUGUGCUGCAUAUGUGAUCAUUGCGGUUGCAUCCUUCUACUAUCCCGGCGACAGUCAGUCCAGUAGCCUCGGAGCUGCUGGAUAA